AAUAAAAACAAGUGCUUUGACAUUUACCCACAUUUGUCAUUUCCAAUAACAACAACGUUAAACAGAGCUGACGAUAAUUGCAUCGAGAAAACUAUAUAAAAAAAUAUUUGAUGCAAACAUGCAUGAGGCAAAUAAACCCACGAAUUGUUCAAUAUGGCAGGUGACACGCCGCGACAGACUGACAUGGUUUCCUGACGGCUGCCAUUGUCGACCCUGACGCCUGCGAAGGUCAUGUCCUGACAGCCUACCUCUGUACGGCGACAAAUUGUCUGUUAGGAACCUGUAAGGUAAACAGAAUCCAGAAGAUAUGAGAAAAUUGUCGAGUUCAUAUAAAAAGGGUUGAAAGGAAAUUUUCAGUACAAUGUACCACCAAAUUCUGGAGAUGAUAUUUUAAGGAAUAUGAAGACAUAACUUAAGUAUGGAAGAUAUCAAGAUAAUCAAGACAGAACCUCAAAUUAAUUUGUUGGAGCAUUCGUUUCAAAAUGUAAAGAAGUUUGCUGAAAUUUUAUAUAAAUGUAAGCUUUGUACAUCUUUACCAUCAAUUUUAACAUCUGAAGAAAGUUUUCUUACCCAUGUUAACAAUACACACUACCAAGAGAGUGAUGCCCUCAAGAAGUGUAGAAAUUGUAGGCUGAAAUUCCGCACAAAGGAAGAUCUAUGGUCUCAUCAGAAGUUAAUGCACUCUGAUUUUGGGAGUGAAGAGGAAAGUUCUGAUGAUGAGAACGGAAAAUUUGAAAUUGCGUGGCAAAUAACUACAGACCAUGCUGAUUUAAAUAGUGCUGAUCAGCUGAAGCGAAAGAAAGGAAAAAAGGAAAAACACAGCAGAAAACAAAAGAAAUUGAAAAAUUUGGCAGCUGAAGAUGUGGAACAAGAUCCUCAUGUAGUUAUAACUCAUGGUAUUGAACAAAGCAUAUCUCCAGCACCACAGAAUGAUUCAGCAGAUCUUAAGAAACUGACCAAUCAGAUCACUUCAGACGCUAGUCCUAAAGCAAGUAUGGGUAGCAAUGGAAAUGUGUAUAGUUCUACUCCAGAAUUUGGCAAAUAUACAAAAUUAAUACGUGAAGGUGGAAAUAUAGUGUAUUUUUGUCAAGUUUGUAAUUGGAAAUCUCAAAUGAAAGUUAUGUUUACAGAACAUUGUAAAAGUACUGCACAUUUAGUUAAAGUUACCGUAGCAGAACAAAAUGACAGCCACGAUAAAAAUACAAACGAAAAUUCUUCACAAAACAAAUAUGAAAAAAGAGGACAUUUCAUGUCAUUUUUGGAUGAAAAAAUUAACUAUUACAUCAACAAAAGACUUUCUAGUGAAUCAAUUAAUCCGGAAAUAGAGGAAAAAGAUAACCAAUUGAAAACAAGGAAAGAAUCUCCAACUACUACAAAUGAUGAACAUGUGAUAAGUGUGGAAAUAAAGAGAGAACCUGAGGAUGUUCCAGACAAUGUAUCAAUAGAUAAAGAUCAGAUGGAGACUAAAAACAAUGUCCACACAAACAGACGAAAGAGAAAAGUCAUUAGUAGAUUACUGAAAAACAGUGAAAUAGACAAUGACAACUGGUCAGAUGAUGAUUCAGACAGUAUACCACAACCAACAACAAACAAACAAUCCCGACAGUAUAUAGACAGCUGUAGUGAUUCUCAAUUCAAAAUACAAAAAUCUACUGCACAGUUCUCUCCCUUGAAUCUCAAGACAAUAGAGGAUGAAUCUCAAAGUAGUAAAACAGACGAACAAAGUAUUGUCAGUGAAGAGAAGGAGACCGCAGGAAGGGAUCAGUCUGCGGGGAAUGGUAAACAUGAAAUGGUGGUGAAAGAUGUUAUAUCUAAAGCUUUAGAUAGUGAACUAUAUCGUAGCAGCAUGUAUAUGUACAGAUGUUCCUUGUGUCCAUUUGUAUGUAACGAUAUCACAGAAUAUAGGGUUCAUUUUGAAACAGAACAUGAGCCAGAACAACACACAGAUGUAGUGACAGAGUCUGGGUACACUGACUGUAAAACAGAGCAGUGGAAAGUACUGAGGAUUAAAGAGCUACUACCUGACAUAAUUGUGGCUCAUCCCAGAGGAAAUGUUUCACGAGACCUUUUACUACAGAAAGCCAGUAUGGUAGCAAGUGAGCCAGAGAUAGCUUUGUGGGGACCAGCAUGUAACAAAGCUUUACGAGAAUUGUUUCCUGAUAGUUUGGCACAGCGCAAAGGAAAAUUCAAAAAAACGUAUUUCUUUGGUGUAGCCUUGAUAGAUCAGGUACAGCAGGAGGAAGCAGCAUCAGCAGAAGGAAAUGAUGUAGAUUUCUCUCCUCUCAGAGAUAUGACACAGGACAUGGAUAAAAUACUACAACAUCUACAUACAAUAGUACAAUGGAGGGGUGAUUUAGAAGCUGGUGUUUCUCGAGAUGAUGUAUUACAUAUACUUGGACGUAAGAUAGAUGACCCAGAAGUCCAGCACUGGGGUGUACAGUGUAAUAGAGCAAUCAGAAUACUCUUCCCACAUGUACAGAUGAAACGCAAAGGAAAAUUCAAAACUACAGUAUAUUUUGGAGUAACAUUUUCUGAUCAGGUGACAAAAGAGGACUUUGCAUCCUUAACUGCACCAAAAUCAAGACCACAGAAACCGGUAGUUAAAGAUGAUGGGAUCAAGCCAAAACUAACAUGGAGAGAUGCCAUUAGAACUAUAGGAGGUAAAGCUUUUACAGCUCAAGACAAGAAAUCCAUUAUUACCAAAGGUUGGGGUCCAUUGAUGAGCCUAGGGGGUCCUUCGACCACUGACACGAAAGAGACAAGCUCAUCUCCCAGUAUGUUCAUGCAAGAUCAAGGACUUGCUCCGCCAAAUGUCACAUCUGAAAUGAUAAAUUUGGCACAGCCAUUUAAAGAAUCUCCAGACCUGCCACCAAGAAGUGGUGGCUCUUCACAAAAUAUGUCAUUACUCAGGUAUCAUCUAACAUCUGAUGAGUUUAAUAAGUACUACAAAUUUGGUGCUGAGUUGGAAAAAACUAUAUGGAGUAGUAGAAAAGAACUAGAACAGGCCAAGGAGGAUCGUGAAAAAUUGGCAGCAGGUGGAGACACUGUCAACAGUCAGAUCUCAAAUAGUGGAGAUGAAAAGAGCAAUGAUGCUGAUGAUGAGAGUAGCCAGAGUACAUUAGGUGAUGGAAAAGCUUCAUCAUUCUUCAAUGAGAAAUCAGAUAAUCCAAACGUUAUAAAGACUGAUGAUGGUAUUAUGUAUAUAAAACAAGAAGUUGAUUCUGAUCAAGACAGCUGAUAGUUGUAGAUAAAUGUGUUAGACAGUACAUAUGUAUAAGUAAAAGAGGACAAAGUCCUAAUUACUAAUAGAAACUUUACUAUGGAAUUCAACAUCUUUAUAUUUUUUGUCUGCACUUCUGCAAUCACACUGUUAUUUCAUUCCCAUUUCAUUCUUUUCUUUUAGAAAUUGUGGUAAAACCUCUAUAGAUGUAUGAAUUAUUUGAAACAAAAUUGAAUCAAGAUUAUUAAAAAGUUUGAUGUGUCGAGGAAGUCUUCACCAAAAACUUUUUCAACUACCAGUCAGCAGACCUGUAUUCUGACAAUUUUUCUUAUUGGUCCAAAGUUUUUCAAUCACUUACUAUACUAAAUGAAAUUUUAUUAGUCUGGGGCAUAUAUAGGACCCAUGCAGACUGGUGAAGACACCAACUAAAAUUUGUAUAAUUUAUUUGUAAACUUCAUUUUAAUACAUUUUCAAGUUAUGCCAUAAAUAAGUACUUAUUAGUUCACGCCUAAAUCAUGAGGUCAGUGAUGUAGGGUAUUCCCUCUUCAGGGGCAUCCAGACACUUAUAAAAGGAGGGGUUCCCAACCCAGGUCAAAAAGGGGGGGGGUCCAACUAUAUGUCCCCAUUCAAAUGCAUUGAUUGUUGUUAAAAACAGUAUGAUCAUAACAUUAUGAUUUUAUGUAGUGUAAUAUAUUUCACAAUGUGAAAAAAAAAUAUGAUUUUAGUAAGGAAAUUAAAAAUUGUUUGACAAAUUUAUUUAAUUUUUGAAAAAGUUAUUAUUCUGGUAUGGACUUCAGUAUCAUAUGUAUUUCACAUGCCAAUCAUUUUUUUUAAAUUUCUCACAAACUUCAGUGUUUUUGUAGCAUUUGUGUUGAGAACUUUUACAUGAAAAUCUCUUGUUGUUUAUCUCUGUCUGUAAGACUUGUUUUACUGCCUCUAACUAUUUUGUUGUAUUUGGACUUUAUAUAUCAUGUAUACAGUGACUUUUGAAGAUGAUUGUAAUGCACUGUUUAUCUCCACAAGAAAAGGUUCAAGUUAUUUUUCUUUUUAACAUUUUUAAUAAAUAUUGGUAUUAAAUGUGAGAUAAUUUCUCAAUAAAAAAUGAAUGUAGUUAUAAAUCAACUCAUUGUAUAGAUACAUAUGAAAUAUUCAAAAUGUAUUAAGGCAACUUUAUUCCUUUAAAAUGAAUGUGGGAGCGAACAAGUAUUUUUUUUAAUUUUUUGGACCAUUGGUUGUUGGACAUUAAAGGUUGUAUGCAAAGUUAAGGUAUGUUUUUUUAAGAGGUGGUACAAACCAUCUGGUUUAUAUUUAUGCUUGAAAUUCACAAAAAUUGGUACUCCACAAAUAAUAAUAAAUCUGCAGUAAAGUGAAACAUUUUCUCCAAAAAUCCUUCUUAUAAAUGAAAAGUAUUUUCCAUAAAAGUAGACAACAAACUAAAAGAGUGGAAAGUUUCUUCUGACUUCAUUCUACAAGGGCACUAAUUUAUUUUAAAAAUAAUAUCUGUUAUGUUCUAUAUAUAUAUAUAUAUAUAUAUAAGAUUGUGAUACUGUUUCUCUGUUUUGUUUCAUCAGUUUACUUUGUACAUCUUUUCUAACAUAUUUAAUAAACUUUAUUUUUAUGUUAUUUACUUUUUA
Mytilus trossulus (common blue mussel) is the source of this 4854-nucleotide messenger RNA. RefSeq lists its product as uncharacterized. The transcript is spliced from 9 exons. Bases 419 to 3238 code for a protein of 939 amino acids. The record is from RefSeq and is a predicted model, not a curated record. Lineage: Eukaryota; Metazoa; Mollusca; Bivalvia; Mytilida; Mytilidae.